Messenger RNA from Aspergillus campestris IBT 28561, 819 nucleotides. RefSeq lists its product as uncharacterized. The transcript has 5 exons. NCBI's taxonomy places the organism in Eukaryota, Fungi, Ascomycota, Eurotiomycetes, Eurotiales, Aspergillaceae. The record is from RefSeq and is a predicted model, not a curated record. Bases 1 to 819 code for a protein of 272 amino acids.
AUGGCAUCCUACCACCGGGUGCUAGAAACCUUUGGCAGAUCGGUUCAGGACAAUACUUUGGAAUGUGACUGCGAUAUACACCCGUGGGAGAUCUCGAUCAAUGGAGAGCAAUGGGCGGGCAAAAUCCGGCUGAUUGGGUUUAUCGAUGUAUUCUUUCUCAUCUCCUACUCGGCCAACGCAAGAUUUGAGCAUGGGAUUAUUGUCUACAAGGAGAAUGGGGUCUUCGAAGCCGUUGCUGGGUACAAGACCGAUCGAUUGUUUUCCGGCAGGGAGGAAUCCAAACCAACCCAUGUUCUGCCCCAAGUCGAUCAGAACACAGAGGAUAGCGAGAUCUCCGAGACUGAAGAAGGUCCCGACAGUGCCCGACACCGACUCCCGAAGACGCCUGCAAGUCAUGGGGAAAAUUCCAGUCGCAUCAAUCAGCAGAAGGGCAGGCCCAACGACGGGCAGGAAGAUUCGGGUGGCGUUAUUGAGUUUUACAGAUCCAGUACGUUCACGACCAAGGGUCUGGGCCAUCAGAUCGGACUCAGGGCUACCUAUCGCAUGUCGUCUGUUCGCGAAUACACCGUCGAGAUCGUCAAGCAAUGCAAUGGGGCAUUGAACAAGCGUAUCCGACGCGGCAUAAAACCACAUAGCACCGCCGAGCUGAUGAAAGACGUCGUACGCUGCGGGAUCAUAACGCAAGGACAGCUAGCGGGUCACAUCAUCGAAGUUCUGCUUGCGGGCUCACGUCUCGACGACACAGCCAAGAAGUAUUUGGAAGAGUUGAAAUCAGGAAAUGAUGCAGGGAGACAUUUCUUGUCGAACGAAAGGACCUAA